Molecule: messenger RNA, 270 nt
Organism: Protopolystoma xenopodis
Lineage: Eukaryota; Metazoa; Platyhelminthes; Monogenea; Polystomatidea; Polystomatidae
Source: the annotation of a GenBank genome assembly
AUGCAUUUUUUUCCAUUAUCAGAUUCAUGUGUUCACCUACUCCCUGGCACCUUCUCUAGCGGUUCCGAAUUAGAAACCAUUGCCAAUGAAGAUACAUCUCAACUACGAGCAGGAACUUCUCCCCUUUGUCUAUCUGCAAUAGAAGAUUUGCUCGAUCUCCCAGAAAAUUCGAGCUUUGGAAACUUGUUGGCUCAGAACGAUCUAAGUGAAGAUCUAUUCCGGCCAGAUUAUUUAUCUGACUUGAUAAAAGAAGAUGUGACCGACAUUUAG